Stegastes partitus (bicolor damselfish) is the source of this 2492-nucleotide messenger RNA. RefSeq names its product retinoblastoma-like protein 2. Gene Ontology annotation, cellular component: nucleus; transcription regulator complex; chromatin. NCBI's taxonomy places the organism in Eukaryota, Metazoa, Chordata, Actinopteri, Pomacentridae. The coding region runs from base 735 to 2348 and encodes 537 amino acids. The record is from RefSeq and is a predicted model, not a curated record. Gene Ontology annotation, biological process: cell differentiation; regulation of transcription by RNA polymerase II; negative regulation of G1/S transition of mitotic cell cycle. The transcript is spliced from 13 exons. Gene Ontology annotation, molecular function: RNA polymerase II transcription regulatory region sequence-specific DNA binding.
CGAUCGUCUGCACCUCAUCACUGGCUUUUAAACAGCUCUGUUUCUGCGAGGCCUUCAUGUACGGAACAGUAAAACUUUAUUGAUGAUCAAGCAGCGAUAAUCUGCACUUUACUGCCAUUUAAAUGUGCAGCACAUGUCAGAAACUGAAAGUAAAGCUUUGAUGAAACUUCAGAAAACAGGAAAUGGGUGUGAUUCGGCUAUUGGACCCCAACAAAGCGCAGGUGGGUGACGUGAUACAGAACGCCGCUUCCUGCAGUGUGAUGCACAACACAAGAAGGCAAACGGAAGAAUGUGAUGAGUAGUGAUGACUGCUUUAUGUUCUACACUGCUGCUAGACUUUGUGUCACUUCUGUCCCUUUGUUGUGGCACGUCGGCUCGGCAAAGGAGGAUAAACAAGUUGUGGGUGUUUUCAGUAGGAAGUUGCACGUUCAGGGUCCAGAGGUUCCUGCCCACCACAGCCGAGCACAGUGUGAUUCAUGUGUAUGACAAUCUGCGUACGUGAUCAGGCUUCCCGCUUCUAUUAGCUGUGGGAGGUGGAAAUGAGUCAGACCGAGAAGCAACUUCGUGUUUAAAGAUUUCAUUCACUGAUUUCAUAAACGGUGAACCAUAGAGAGCUCUUCUAACCGUUCAAAGACUCGUCUGUGGGACUCCACAUAGAGGAAACUGCAGGCGGCUGCUGUCUGAACGCCUCCGUUCCUUCCUCUGACUCUUCCUGUGUGAGUGAGGGGGUCACUAUGGCAACUGUGCCUCGGGGCAACAUGAGAAAGCCGAGGUUAGGCCUCUGUGACGGUCUGAUCGCUAUGUUCAGGGCCUGCUCCAUGGAUCCAACAGAGGCGGUUAAAGCAAGGCUGAGCGGUAUGCUGCGCAUGUUUCUGCAACACCUCAAGGACAAUGAAGGAAAUGAGAACACCAAAGCGUUGGCAGAAAAGUGCUGCCGUGAGGCCGUCAUCUGGUAUUACAGGAUCUUGGAGAACCUCAUCUGUCACGAGGGGAACCGGCUGGGCAUCAGUGACGUCUCCCUGAUGCAGGGAAUCUUGGAGAACGAUCUUUUCCAGCGCUGCCUGGUGGCCUGUUGUCUGGACAUCACAGUGACCUCAAAGCGUCUAGCGUACGGCUUCCCUGUACUCCUUCAGAUCUUCGAACUGGCACCGUACCACUACUGGAAGGUGAUCGGACCGGUGCUUCGGGUCGGGGUUGGUCUGCCUCCCAGUGUGUUCAGUCAUUUCGCUCAAGUGGAGGAGAGCGUUUUGGAGAGUUUGGCCUGGACCAGCAACUCGCCGCUGAGGGAGGAAAUCCGAGCCAACGAGGGCCGAUUGCCCUCCUGCCAACAGGUGAUGCCUCCUGAACAGCUUGAAGAUCCGAUAAGAACCGACUCCGAACCGGGACUUUCUACCAGCACAGACCAGCAGCGUUCCCCAUCAGCUGUAACCAGGCCUGAGAGAAGCAGCUCCCUCCAUCUGUUCGCUCGCAAGGUUUACACGUUGAUGGGGAAGCGUCUGAGAGAGCUGUGCUCCAUGCUGGACAUCUCCGAUGAGCUGCGCUUAAAGAUCUGGACCUGCUUCGAGCACUCUCUGGUGCACUGCGUUCACCUCAUGGCCGACCGUCACCUGGACCAGCUGCUCAUGUGCGCCAUCUACAUCACAGCCAGGCUCACCAACAUUGACAUUCCCUUCAAGCACAUAAUGAGGUGCUACAAGUCGCAGCUACAUACCAGCAACAGCGUCUGCAGCAACGUGCUGAUCCCACGAAGAGUCACGGAAAAUCCCCCCAAUGAAGGAAACAAUAAUGGAGACCACAGCGGCGCUCUCCCGACCCCCGACACGCCAUCGGCACAUUAUCCAGGACCUUCUCAGGAGGAACGGGGCAAUCUCAUCAAGUUUUACAACCAGGUCUACUUGACAGAGAUGACAGGCUUUGCCAAGCAAAAAGCCCCGAUCUCUGGGGAAGACACUCCUCCUCCGUCUACGUACCCCCGACAGUGGAAAGCUUCUCCUCGCAGAUACCGACUGUCCAGCCGCCACUCCAUCUUCAUUUCACAGUACAACGCAGACACCAGCCCGCCUCGCGCACCUGGACUCUGCUACUACUUCAACUCAAGCCCCUCAGAGCGUCUGCGUGAGAUCAACAACAUGAUCAAAACAGGCAGCUCACCCAACAGGCGGCGCUGUGCAGCCUCACGGGAUGCCAAGGAUGACGAGGAGGAGAGGGAGGACGGACCGUCGACUAAGAGGCCUCGCUUGGGCGACCAGCUGGCCUGGCAGAGACGGCUGAGGGGCGUGGUCAACGAUCGCGUCGCUAGCAGAAACCAGGACCAGCGUUUUCCAGUUCCAAAGCCGAACCUGCACUAGAGUACGGACGAGCAUCUCGAUUCUAAAACUGCGACGACAGUGUCAAGUGUUAGAAGAGCAGCUUUUCUUGCCUUUACAGAUAUCCGUUAAGAAUUUCUUUGGGCCAAAUUCUUUGUCAGCUCAAAGUACUCUUUUUUUUUUUUU